Molecule: messenger RNA, 4091 nt
Organism: Arabidopsis arenosa
Lineage: Eukaryota; Viridiplantae; Streptophyta; Magnoliopsida; Brassicales; Brassicaceae
Source: the annotation of a GenBank genome assembly
GAUUAGGGUUUUUUUUCUUAGCCCCAAUUCCCAAAUUCAAAAUCGAAGCUUUUUUAAUGGGCAGUAAGAAGAGAAGCAACGACGACUCGACGGAGGUGGUGGAGAACAACAAUCUCACCGAUUCUUCAAUUGUGAAGAAUAAGAAAUCUAAAACCGAGAAGAUGAAUACUGAUUCUGAUACGGCGGCGGCGGCGGCGGCUCCUGGUGUUGCGAGCUCCGGUAAGGAUAUGGAGAAGAGGAAGAAGAGAAAAGCUUCUGACAAAGAGAGGAGACGAGCAGCUGCUCUGGAGAAAAAUGAUGGUGUAGGAGCUUCGCGGCCUAAGCCUAGACCUGUGGUUGUUAAUUCGAACUCCGAUGAAGCCGACGACGAGUCUCUUCCCUCCGCAGCCGCUUCUUCCUCGUUGCCUCUCAACUAUUUUACAGAUUUGGCUUCUUCUGAUGCUUCCGUUAGAGAAGCAGCUGCUGAGUCGUUGGUUUUGAGGUUGCAAGAGAUUCAGAAGCAAUACGAGUUGUUACCUGAUAAAGAAUCUGUUGAUGGUGGAUUGAUGCUUGAAGCUGAGAAAAACGAUGGUUUGGAAAACUGUGCUCCUCAUCUGAGAUAUGCUCUAAGAAGGCUUAUUCGUGGAGUCUCUUCUUCUAGAGAGUGCGCAAGACAAGGAUUUGCCUUGGGGUUGACAUUACCUGUUAGCGUUAUUUCUAGCAUUAAUGUGGAAUCUUUGAUGAAUCUCAUUGCUGAUUCUUUGUCUGUAUCUUCAUCCAUGACUAGACAAGAUAUUAAGGAAUGCUUAUUGGGUCGACUGUUUGCUUAUGGUGCGCUUGCACGUUCUGGAAGACUGAUUGAAGAUUGGCAAUCUGAUAAAGACUCUCAGAUAAUCAAAGAAUUUACCAAUGCUCUUAUUGGUCUUGCCGCAAAAAAGCGUUACUUGCAGGAACCAGCUGUGCAUGUUCUUCUGGACCUUGUUGACAAGUUGCCUACUGAACCUGUUGUGACUCAUGUUAUGGAAUCCCCAGAGCUUCAUAAAUUGUUUGAACAAGCCACCGAGGUGGGAAACCCGGAUGCUUUGCUCUUAGCGCUUAAACUCCAUGAAAAGGUUUCAGUCGAUCAUCCUGUAUUUAGCAAGCUACUGCCAGUUCCUUUCAGUUCCGGGAAGUUUUUUUCUGCUGAUCAUCUCUCUGCCAUUGGUAAUUGCUUGAAGGAAUCUACUUUCUGCCAGCCUCGUGUUCAUAGCUUAUGGUCUGUUAUAGUCGAUAUGCUGUUACCGGAAGCAGUUGUUCAAAGUGAAGAUGUCAUAUCUGUUUCAAGUUCCUCGAAAAAGCAAAAACGGAACCGCAAGUCCAAUCCUGUUGAAGAAGAAGCCACAAAUAACAUCAGGAAUUUCUGCCAAGUUAUUAUGGAAGGAGCCCUGCUUUCUUCAUCUCAUGAUCGCAAGCAUUUGGCAUUUGAUAUUCUGCUUCUUCUUCUUCCAAAGCUUCCGGCAAGUUUUGUCCAACAUGUAUUAUCGCUCCAAUUUGUUCAGUGCCUCAUGGAUAUACUCUCCACAAAGGACUCUUGGUUGCAUAAAGUUGCAACCCAUUUUCUUGCCGAGUUAAUGGAUUGGGUGAAAGACGACGAUACCAAGAGGGUGGCCGUUACAAUGGCUCUCCAGAAACAUAGCGAAGGAAAAUUUGAUAAUAUUACGCAUACAAAAACUGUUAAAGAUCUAGCUGCAGAGUUUGAAACUGAAGAUGGUUGCACACUUUAUCUCCAGAACUUGAUGAAUAUGUUUGUGGAUGAACAGCAUGUUCCUGAGGAACCUUCAAAUAUGAAAUGGUCCCUAGAACCUUGCUCUUUGAAUUCAGAUCAGAGUCAAACUACGGAUGAUAAUUCUGACAUAGGUUCAAACGAGGAGAAGGAUUCAGUUGGAACAACCGGAAACUCGGAUGUUCUAAAAAGCUGGGUCAUUGAAUCUCUCCCUGGCAUCUUAAAACAUGCUAAAUUGUCCCCCGAGGCGAAAUUGCGAGUUCAAAAGCAGAUCCUGAAAUUUCUCGCUGUACAAGGUCUCUUUCUGGCUUCUCUGGGCACUGAAGUUACAUCAUUUGAGUUGCAGGAGAAAUUUAAGUGGCCAAAGACAGCUACUCCCGCUGCUCUUUGCAAAAUGUGCAUCGAACAGCUUCAGCUAUUACUGUCAAAUUCUCAGAAGAUUGAGAAUCCACUAUCUAAAGGAAAUGGCAUGGAGCAGCCCGAUGAUCCUGUUUCGUACUUUAUGAAAUUCCUUAGCACGUUGCAGAAUAUUCCCUCAGUUUCCCUCUUCCGUUCCUUGAAUGAAGCAGAUGAGAAGGCAUUCAAAGAAUUACAAGAAACAGAGAGUAAACUUUCAAAGGAGGAAAGAAAUUGUGGACUAGCUACUGAUCCAAAUAAAUUUCAUGCAUUGAGGCACUUAGUUGUUCAGCUGUUGCUUCAAAUACUCCUCCAUCCGGGAGAGUUCUCAGAAGCUGCAACUGAACUUUCAGUAUGCUGUGACAAAGCUUUCAGUUCUCUUGAUCUUCAAAAAAGUGAUGGGGAAGGUGAGGCAGACGAUGAAGAAGAACCAGCAGUCAUGGAUGUCCUCGUGGACACCUUACUUUCUCUCUUGCCGCAUUCUUCAGCUCCAAUGCGAUCUUCUAUUGAGCAGGUUUUCAAGUACUUUUGUCAAGAUGUCACCAACGAUGGACUGCUGAGAAUGUUGCGGGUGAUCAAGAAAGAUCUAAAACCAGCUAGACAUCAGGAGGACCAAGACUCUGAGGAUCUUGAUGAUGAUGAUGUAGAUUGUCUUGCUAUUGAAGAGGAAGAAGAAGAAAACGAGGAAAUGGGCGAGACUGGUGAGAGCGAUGGGCAGACUGAUGAUUCCGAAACAGUAACCGGCGUUGUCCCUAUGGCAGUUGACAGAGAAGUUCCUGAAAAUUCCGAUGAUUCUGAUGAUGAUGAUGGAAUGGAUGAUGAUGCAAUGUUCCGCAUGGACACUUACCUUGCCCAGAUAUUCAAGGAGAAGAGGAAUCAAGCUGGCGACGAAAGUGCUCAGUCCCAGCUUGUUUUGUUUAAACUCCGUGUCCUCUCCCUUCUUGAAAUCUACCUCCAUGAAAAUCCAGAUAAGCCUCAAGUUAUGACAGUGUACUUAAACUUAGCUCAGGCAAUUCUGAACCCAAGCACUGCAGAAAGUAGUCUGCCGCUUUUACAACGUAUAUGGGGUAUCAUUCAGAAGAAGAUCUUCAAGGCUAAAGAGUAUCCCAAGGAUGAAUCAAUGGAAUUUUCUGCACUUGCUUCUUUGUUGGAGAAGAAUCUUAAACUGGCUGCGAAACCAUUCAAGAGUAAGAUGAGUAAGAAUAAGUCAGGAGUUGACCCUUCCAAGAAGAAGCAGUCAGCUGCGUGGAACCGAUACAAGAUAAUCACUAACCUUGGCCAGAACUCAACUUACUGGGUUAUGAAGAUAAUUGACUCGAGAAAAUUUUCAGAAACUGAAUUGGAGAAGAUCUUGGAUAUGUUUCGGAGUGCCAUUGUGGGGUACUUUGAUACCAGGAAAUCUCAGAUGAAGAUAGAGUUUCUUGAGGAAGUGUUUAGAAGGAGACCAUGGAUUGGACACCAACUGUUUGGUUUCCUUCUGGAGAGAAGUGGGAAUGCAAAGGUUGAGUUCCGUAGACUGGAAGCUCUUGAUUUGAUCACUGAAACUCUGAGAUCGUUGGUUCCUAUAAACGAAAACACCCAAGAAGAUUCGAAAAAAAACAAUGAAGACCCAUCUGAAGAAACUGAUUCAUUUGAUUAAAGAACUAGUUGCAAAUAUGCCUGAGGCUAAAGUAAGGCGAGCUCAGGAUCUGAAUCACACCAGUUGGAAUAGGAUUUUCCCUAGUCAUUGAUUCCAAGUCUUGAGUUCUACAUCUGGUACCAAAAGAUAUUACAUUCUCACUUAUGUCCUAAAGUGAUGAUUUGUUAUGAUAAUUCAUCAAUUUUGUUUUCAAGUUGUUAUGUUAGUUAUAUUUACAGGUUGAGAAUACGUUAAAACUAUGGAUUUCAUAUGUUUUUCUUCAUCAGAUAUAUUGAUUUUGUUAUACAUUCUGUGUUAUAAAUACUCAUGUUGGAG